CGUCAGUGGUAGCCACGCUGCCGGUUUGGCUACACUAGCUCUGGCUGCAUGGAAACCCCGGGACACGCAGUGAAUGAAAGUUAACUCUGAAGAAAUAUUCCCACAACAUCACACGUCCAUUGUGUUUCCCUUGAGCUGCAAUGUCCACUAAACUAUUGUCUGUAAACAACACCGUUUUCAAAUGUUUGAAAACUUUCCAAGACCGCUCAGCUCGAGGGUUUAGCAUUGGAGCUGCUUCCCUUGGUUCGGUAAAUUUAAAGGGUCGAAGCUGUCUCACUCUGAAAGACUUCAGUUCAGAGGAAAUCAAGAGGCUGUUGUGGGUGUCAGGGGAUCUAAAACUUCGGAUCAAGCAUGAAAAACAGUAUCUUCCUCUUCUGCAAGGAAAGUCAAUUGCUAUGAUAUUUGAGAAGAGGAGCACCAGAACAAGAAUGUCCACAGAAACAGGUUUUGCUUUGCUGGGUGGGCACCCCUGUUUCCUCACCUCUCAGGACAUCCACCUGGGAGUGAAUGAGAGUGUCACAGACACAGCAAGGGUUCUCUCAGGACUCUGCGAUAUUGUCUUGGCACGAGUGUAUAGCCACUCCACACUGGAGGAGCUGGAUAAGGAGGCCUCCAUCCCCAUCAUUAACGGUCUGUCUGAUCUCUACCACCCAAUCCAGAUUCUGGCUGACUUCCUCACCUUACAGGAGCAUUAUGGGUCCCUUAAUGGACUAACAGUGAGCUGGAUUGGAGAUGGAAACAACGUCCUCCACUCCUUCAUGAUGACUGCAGCUAAAUUGGGAGUUCAUCUUAAGAUUGCUACACCAAAGGGCUAUGAGCCAGAAAAGAGUGUUAUUCAAGAGGCACAAAGACUCUCCAAAGAGCAUGGUACCCAGCUUGUUCUGACCUCUGACCCGAUGGAGGCCGCCCAUGGCAGCAAUGUUUUGGUCACUGACACAUGGGUCAGCAUGGGACAAGAGGAGGAGAAGAAAAAGAGGCUCAAAGACUUUAAAGGUUACCAGAUUACAUUGCAGACAGGAAGUGUGGCCAAACCAGACUGGACCUUCCUGCAUUGUCUCCCCCGGAAAAUGGAGGAGGUAGAUGACGAGGUUUUCUACUCACCUCACUCCCUCGUCUUCCAAGAGGCAGAGAACAGAAAGUGGACAAUUAUGGGUCUGAUGGUGUCUCUUCUGACUGACUACACUCCACAGAUCCCCAUGCUGAAGUUUUAACUUCAGGCCCAGUUUUACUUGCGUGUUGUGAUGUUUGACAGUUCUACUGCAGGUGUUUCUGCAUUGUUCAAUGUCAGAUUUAAAUCAAUGAUAGCACCAUCCCAACACUAGAUGGAUUACCCAAAAGAAAUUGUUUUAAAUCACUUUCUGAUUUAGAGCAUGGAUGGUCUUGUUUUCCUUGUCUCACUGUUUACAUUCUACAUUCACUGUUCUGGAGAGCGAGGAUUGUGGCGAGCAGGAGUUUUACAGGGUAAAUGUAUUUGCUAGACAUGUUACUGAAAAGGAAAAAGAUUACUAAGCCUUCCUCAUUUUUUUUUUAAUGUUGUCUUGACUUAACAACAUUCUCAAAGAUGAUCGGAAACUUGAAGGAGAAAAACGCAAUCA
This is a messenger RNA of Etheostoma spectabile (orangethroat darter), 1595 nucleotides long. RefSeq names its product ornithine transcarbamylase (gene otc). Gene Ontology annotation, biological process: L-citrulline biosynthetic process. Gene Ontology annotation, molecular function: amino acid binding; ornithine carbamoyltransferase activity. The transcript is spliced from 10 exons. The record is from RefSeq and is a predicted model, not a curated record. Gene Ontology annotation, cellular component: mitochondrion. NCBI's taxonomy places the organism in Eukaryota, Metazoa, Chordata, Actinopteri, Perciformes, Percidae. Bases 141 to 1211 code for a protein of 356 amino acids.